UAAAAUAUAUGUACAUCAUAAUCUCGACAAACGCGACCUCUGUGGAAUCAACACGUAGUAGAAACUAUCCGUAAUCUCAUUCCAGUCUAAGUGCAUAAGAAGUACGAAAGUAAGCCUAUGUCAUAUAGUUAGCCGUAUUAUUACAUUAUAUAAUAUACAAGUACCAAUUGUUUGGUCGUGUAAUGAAUAUUUAAUACGAUAUUAACGUUAAAUUGCAUUUGAAUUUAAAAAGUAGAAAUAAGAAAAUGGUGCUUAUGACAAUGAUAGCUAGGGUGGCGGAUGGGUUACCUCUCGCUGCAUCCGUACAGGAUGAUGAACAGGCUGGCAGAAAUACUUUAGAAUACCAGAACCAAGCUAAAAUGUUGUUUCGCAAAUUAAAUUCACAGUCUCUUCCAAAGUGUACCAUAGAAACGGGACCAUAUAUGUUUCACUACCUUAUAGAAAAUGAUGUUUGCUAUUUAGCCCUUUGUGAAAAAUCCUUUUCAAAACGACUAGCUUAUGCAUACUUGGAAGACCUCCAGAAUGAAUUUCGCUCCCAGUAUGGCUCUAGAGUUGCAACUGUGUCUCGACCAUAUAGCUUUAUUGAGUUUGACACCUAUAUUCAGAAGUCUAAGAAGUCCUUCAUGGAUUCCAGAAGCAGAAGAAACCUUUCCACGCUAAAUACAGAACUUCAGGAUGUGCAGAGAAUAAUGGUUCAAAACAUUGAUGAUGUGUUACAGAGAGGAUCUGCUCUAUCGGAUUUGGACACCAAGACCAGCAACCUAGCUGUGCUUUCCCAAAAAUACAAGAAAGAUGCUCGCUAUCUGAACCUGCGAUCGACAUACGCUAAGGCAGCAGCCGCUGCUAUUAUUGUAUUUGUCUUUUUUCUUUAUUUUUGGGUUCUUUAAGUUCUUGUAUAUUUUUCAUUUGAUUUAAUAUAAUUUGGGGAAGUAUAUAAAUCAAUUCUGUACAUCAAGGAUUAAAAAAUACUUGGUUUACUCCAUAACUGAAGGACUUAAGUCUAUGGCUAUUUAAUAAUAAAUAAAAGCCAUUGAAGACAGUAGUUUAAAUGAAAAAACAAAAAAUGGGGGAAUUUACUGAUUUUUUUGCUUAUCAAUAAGUUUUCAAUUUUUAAGAGAGAUUAAAGUAUGAUUAGUUUCAUGGUUUCUCAUUCUACAUAGGAGAUUAAAAAAAACGGCUGGUAGAUCUAAUGUGAAAUUAAUGCAUACAACAUGAAUUAAUCAUCAUUUUAAUCUCUACCCACAAUAGAAGUUUAAUAGAAAAGUUUUAAAAAAACUGAAUUAGUAUCUAGUAAGGAAAUGAUAUUUCACAAAUGUUGAGGAAAAUUUUUUUUUUUUUUCAUUUUCAUGUACGAUUAUGUGGCCAGAAUAAUUUGUUAUAAGACAAGUUUUCUGGAAAUAAAAAUUAAUGCCCUAAACUUAUAUAGAAAAAAGUAUAUAGCCAUUUUUAUACCAUUAUAUGUAAUGACUGAUUUUGCUCGCUAAAAUAUCCAAAAAUGUAUUAAUUGCCUCACUACUUCUUUUCUGUGGUGGGUUGGGUGACUACAGUGAAAACAUGAGCAUCAUAUAAAACAAAACAUGGUACUUGUUGAGAAGCUUUGUUUUAGAACUGUUAUGUAUAUAUUUAUGUUUCAAAAUAAAGUUGUCUAUAAUAACAGUA
This is a messenger RNA of Limulus polyphemus (Atlantic horseshoe crab), 1659 nucleotides long. RefSeq names its product vesicle-trafficking protein SEC22b-like. The transcript is spliced from 5 exons. Gene Ontology annotation, molecular function: SNAP receptor activity. The coding region runs from base 246 to 887 and encodes 213 amino acids. The record is from RefSeq and is a predicted model, not a curated record. Gene Ontology annotation, biological process: retrograde vesicle-mediated transport, Golgi to endoplasmic reticulum; endoplasmic reticulum to Golgi vesicle-mediated transport; vesicle fusion with Golgi apparatus. NCBI's taxonomy places the organism in Eukaryota, Metazoa, Arthropoda, Merostomata, Xiphosura, Limulidae. Gene Ontology annotation, cellular component: endoplasmic reticulum membrane; SNARE complex; Golgi membrane.